GCUCCUGCUCCAGCCAUACAGACAUGAUGCUACAGGAGAGCACUACACCAGACUGUUACACGAGCUAUCUGCAUAACAGAAGCUGAUGUGCUGCAGUCUGAUGUGCCUCACUUUUACCUCAUUUUCUUUCUCCUUUUUUCAUUGGAAUUUGAGAUCAAUAAUUACCUAAAUAUACAGGAGGUAUUUGGAGGCAGCUGGCUGGACCUGUCUCAAGGGGGUUUCCCCAACAUUACCCUCUCGCUGAAGGUCUUACCCUGAACCAUAUAGAAUUGGGCAGAAUAAAUGCACGUUUGCAAAGAUAUCUCUAUUUUGGAUCUUAGAAAGUUUGCAAAGAAAUCUAUUUUUGGGAUCUUGGAAAGUUUGCAAAGAAAUCUAUUUAGGGGAAUUUGCAGACUGAAGAAAACCUUUUUGUGGACAACUUGUUUUGGAAAUCUACUCCGUAGUUCCAGAAUGCUGUGUUCCAGGGGCAUGUUCCAGCAGUGGAGUCUAGCGGUGUUCCUGCUGUGCUCCCCUGUCCCUCUCUAUGGGAGACCCAUCCAUGCUCUCACUAACAGAAUGAGGAGGUCAGUGAGCCACGCCCAGCUGAUGCACGACAAGGGCCGUUCCCUGCAUGAGUUCAAGAGACGCCAGUGGAUCCAGCAACUACUAGACCAAGUCCACACGUCCGACAGCGAGCGAGCCCCGCCUCCCCAGAGCAGGAGCAACACCAAUGGGGGCAACGCCAAUGGGGGCCACAGCACCUUCAGCGGGAGCUCUCUAUCCUCCCCAAAACCCUCUGGAGGGACCAAGAACCUCCCCCUGAGCUUCCGGCUGGGAGGGGAGGGGGGCAACCUCCCCCAGGAGACCAACAAAUCUCUGGCCUACAAACACCAACCACUGAAGGUGGUCACCAAGAGGAAAAAGAAGGUGAAGGGAGAGAGAGGGAGACGGAAGGAGAGUGAGAAGAGGAGGCGGAGGGCUCGCUCUGUAGUCACAAGUCUUACGACACAAAGAGAGGAGUCACAGAGGACACAAGACACUGGGUGACAAACAUACUUCAUGAUGUAGCCUUUGGGUGGCGCUGCACUAAGGACUCUGACUGACAAAGAUUCCAGCAUCACUGACUGAGACUCAGACUAAUGUCUCAAAGACUCACAAACGGUUGAAACAACUGGUCUCUCCAUACCUUGGCCAUAGAUCUUUGCUUUUGUUGUUUUAAUCUGCUGCUUUUUCCUUGUGCCUUGAUAUACAGUAAUAUGUUGCUACUUUUAUAAUAACACAAAUUACUUCUGUAUCCAUAUUUAUUAGGUAAAUAAUAUGCGGAUCAUCAGCAGUGUUAAAUGAAUCUUAACUCAUCCCUAGUCAGAUAACAAUGUAAGACAGGUGCCCUUCAGGGGCAAUUUACUGUAUCUCCCUAAUUCCCUUCAAAUCAAGUCCAAUCAGAUGUCCAUAUGUAAAGUAGAACAUAGCCUACACGGUAAACGUCACGCAUAAAAUAUUUAUUGUCUGUACAUAUUUAAAUUCACAAAAUGAGGGAGGAUCAUUCUUUUUUUUAGUGCUCGGUAGCUUUUUAGAUAGUUGAUAUUGUGAAUAUAUAAUUUCUUGUCUGUAGUUAGUAUUAUAAAAUACAUAACAAAUGUUUCUACCAUAAUUUAUUUCAUUUGAACUGUAUUUAUUUUGUGAAUGUAUUACCGUGCUGCUGACUUUCAAUAUUUUAUAAUAACAUAAAAUGCACUUUAGAUAUAAUGAUUAUAUCCAUAUGUUUUGUUAAGUUACAUUAUUCUAAGUGUUCUCUUUUGUGGUUGAUUUUGAUUAAGAAAGAAAAUGUUCCUUUCUGUUGAUAAACACUUUCUUUUUUAUUUCUUCUUGGUUUAUAAUAUACCCAAUCAUCUCAUUGACCAGUAAGUUAUUGGAUCGUCCAUCAAAUUCUCUCUAGUUUUAAAGUCUAUUUUUUAUCAAAAUAAGCCAGUUUAAACUGUUGGUAUGGUUACAGACUUGUUAAGAUUCAUUUCAUGUUUAGCAUUUGCACUGAGAGCACAAUCAUU
Molecule: messenger RNA, 2024 nt
Organism: Coregonus clupeaformis (lake whitefish)
Lineage: Eukaryota; Metazoa; Chordata; Actinopteri; Salmoniformes; Salmonidae
Product: parathyroid hormone-related protein-like
Exons: 3
Coding region: 283-1026 (247 amino acids)
Biological process (GO): regulation of chondrocyte differentiation; adenylate cyclase-activating G protein-coupled receptor signaling pathway; osteoblast development
Cellular component (GO): extracellular region
Molecular function (GO): hormone activity; peptide hormone receptor binding
Source: RefSeq, a predicted model, not a curated record